This is a messenger RNA of Drosophila hydei, 2984 nucleotides long. RefSeq names its product CLK4-associating serine/arginine rich protein. The transcript is spliced from 6 exons. Lineage: Eukaryota; Metazoa; Arthropoda; Insecta; Diptera; Drosophilidae. The record is from RefSeq and is a predicted model, not a curated record. The coding region runs from base 18 to 2840 and encodes 940 amino acids.
UCAAUUGAUGGAAAAUUAUGUGGCACGAAGCUCGAAAGCAGGAACGUCGCAUACGCGGCCUCAUCGUAGACUACCGCAAGCGUGCUGAGCGUAGACAAUAUUUCUACGAUAAGAUCCAAGCGGACCCCACACAGUUUCUGCAAUUGCAUGGCAGACGCAGCAAAAUUUAUCUGGAUCCAGCCGUAGCGGCCGCCGGUGAUGGCGACGCAAUCAUUGUUCCCUGGCAGGGACACCAGGACAACCUCAUCGAUCGCUUUGAUGUCCGUGCGCAUCUUGACUACAUUGCGCCCGUGGCAAAAAGCACCAAUGAGUUGGGUGAAGACGAGUCGGAACUGACGGCAGAGGAGCGCCAGUUGAACUAUGAGCGUUAUCGUAUAUUGGCCCAAAAUGAUUUUCUCAAUGUGAGCGAAGACAAGUUUUUGCAUCAGUUGUAUUUAGAAGAGCAAUUCGGUGCGAACGCGCAGCUUGAGGCGGAGCGAAAUUUGGGGAAAAAAAAACAAAAGAGUAGCGGCGGAGCCACCAUUGGGUAUUCGUACGAUGAUGUCGGAGAGGUGCCAACUAUGGCAAUCGGACCACAGCCCUUUGGAUCGGCUCAGCCAACAAGCAGCAGCAGUAGCAGCACAGCUGCUCCCCCCGGUGAUAAGGCUGAAAACUCAGAUGAAUCUGACUCUGAUAUGGAUAUGGAUGUCUCCAUAGACAUUGGCAAACUGGACACAGCUCAAGCACAUGAACUAAAUGCUUGUGGACGUAAUUAUGGCAUGAAAAGCAACGACUUUUUCUCUCAUCUAACUAAAGAUGCAGACGAAGCGGAUGCGCUACGCAUUGCUCGUGAAGAGGAACAGGAAAAGAUGCUAUUAAGUGGACGUAAAUCGCGUCGAGAACGACGUGCACAAAAAGAGCGGCGCAUUGCAAACCGUCCAUUCAGCCCGCCCAGCUAUGCAGCCAAGGAAGAUCAAAGCAAAAACAAGGACAAAGACGAGGAUUCGGAAUCGAGGUCGCCUUCUCCAGCCGAGGGCGGUGGUGAAAAGAUUACGUACAUUACCUCAUUUGGUGGCGAGGAUGAGAUGCAGCCACACUCAAAGAUCACUAUCAACUUGACCAAACCUGGCCAGACUCUGGGCGAGUCAUGUAUUAAUGCCAGCAGCGGUGCAGCAUCUGCAUCUGCUUCAGUGUCAUAUGCACAAAAGGUCAAAGACAACCUAGAUAAACUAAAGCUUAUGAACGAGACGGCGAAUCGCAGUGGACGACGUCGAUCACAUAGCACCUCACGCAGUUCAAGCCGCCGGCGUAGUCGACGUCGAAGCUAUCAUCGUCGCAGUCGGACACGCAGUCGGAGACGACGUCGUUACUACUCCAGAUCGCGUUCCCAAUCUCGUACUCGGUCAAAUUCUUGGCAACGCUCACGUAGUCCAAGCUAUAGGCGAUCGCGGAAGCGCUACUCCUGUUCCUCUGGCAGUUCAAGUGCCAGCUCCUAUACAAAGUCAAGAAGGCGUCGCUCUCGAUCCCACUCGCACACAAGCCGACGCAGUCGUGCUCAUUCCAACGUUAAAAAGAUUGCAACGCCGCCAGCAACACAAAGAACUAUUUGUCUCAGCACAACAACAACAACGACAGCUAGCACCAUAUUGACAACAGCAGCGAAUGUGCCGCUCAAGCAGCUUCAUCUGCAGCAGCAGCAGCAGCAGCAACAACUACUGGCAAAGCCAACAGAUCAGACGCUGCCAGCAGUGCCUAUGAUCAGCUAUCCGUUGUCCUCGCGUGUUCUCAGUAUGACGGGAACUGCACCAGCUGUGAUUAAGUCAACGCCGGUGGUGCCACAAGUGACGGAGCCACCGCCGCCGCCAUUGAAGCGCUACUAUGGACGGAAGCGCGGUAACGAUACGUCAUCAUCGUCAGCGGAAAGUAGUGAUCCAAGCGAGGCGGAGGAAGAUGAGAGCAAACAGCCGGGCAAACCUCUGCGCGGCAGAGAUCGCGAUGACUCCGAAGAAUUGGAUGUGGAUACUGCCUCGGAGCGCUCUCAGCCGUUGAUGUCGUCAUCCAGCACGGGUAAUCAAACAGGCAAAUAUAGUUCUGCUACCGAAACCAAAGGGUCUGGACAGGCAAGCGGCAGUGGACGACCCAAUUUGCGAGAGCGGCUUAAACGCAAGAUGCAAAACCUGCUAAACAGGCAAUAUAAGGCCGACAAGCGUGCAGAGAUUGAGAAAACAGAGAGGGAGCGUCAGCUGCAGCAGGAGCGCGAAGAUGAGAUGCGCGAGCUGGCGCUUAAGUUGCGGCGAAGGCGACGAGAGUUGCGCCACAAGUACGGAACGCCGUCCAGCGGCAAGCUCUCUGACAGCGAUGUUGAUUCGGUGGACUCGGAAGCUCCGCCCCGCAUGACCAAAGCACUUGCCCAUCGCAGCAGAUCGCGCAGCGACAGUCAUAGUCGGAAUAAACGACAACGAUCACGUUCACGUAGUCGACGUAGUAUCAGCCGCGUGCAAAGGAAACGCAGGUCACGAAGUCCCAGUCGAAGCAGAAGGCAGCGAUCCCGGUCGCGAAGUAGAGGAAGCAACAGUCGCCCAGAGCGAAAACGUAGGUCACAUAGUCGACGUCGUAGUGGCAGCCGAGAACGCCGACGUUCUCGAAGUCGACGCAGCCAAUCUCAAUCACGACGACGACGCCAACGUGAGCACAGUCUAGAGAGGAUUCGUGAGCGUGACCGAUACAGGCAGCAGCAAUAUGAACGCACUCACAGUGGGCGAGAAGAGGCCCAACCUCAUGGUAGUAGCUCCAGAGGUGGAAAUCAGGGACGAGUAGUCAUAUCUGCGCCACCCAAGCUAAAGAAGCUGGUCGACUAUUAAUUUAGACCAACGUAUACUAAAAAAUAGAAAAGAGCGAUAUUAUGAUUGAUACUUUAAUUGGUUAUGUCCAUUCAUCGUUUGUUUUUAGGUUACAUGUAAAAUGUAUUUGUUGACGCUUUUGCUAUAAACAAGAUUCAAUUAAAA